CGAGGACACGCCCCUUCCGGUCAGUUCGCUUCCGGUCGUCUCGCUGCUUCGGCUGCCGGUUCUAAACAUUUCGGGCGUCUCACUGGAGUGUUUUAGAACAGCGUUGGAGUUGCUGCGGGAAGCUACGGCGGCUAACCCGCGUCUGACGUGCUCCCUCUUCCACGUGUGUGUAGCUCACAGCCUUCUGGAGAUAUGCAGCAGCUGAUGAUUAAAGCAGAGGUUCCCCAUGAACAGAGCUCCAGUUUGGACCAGCAGGAUCCAGAGUCCAUCCCCAUAAAGGAGGAACAGGAGGAACUGUGGACCAGUCAGGACAGAGAGCAGUUAAUGGGCAAGAAGAGACUGAUAUCAACAGGUUUUAAUUCACUUCAUUCCUAUAAAAAGUGACAACAAUGAAGAUAAAAUCUUAGUCCUCACGGCUUCAUCAGAGCCAAAUUAAAGAAAGCAGAGAGGAAACGAACAGCUCAGCCAAACAGAUGACAACAGACACUGAUGGAGACGACUGUGGAGGACCAGAACCAGCCAGGAACCCAGAUUCAAAGACUCAUUUUCAACCAAAUACUGAUGGAAAGUCUUCAGAAACUGAAGACAGUGAAGAUGAAGAGGAGGAGCAGGAUGAGUGGCAGGAACCAUUGUCAGAUUCUGGACCUGAAACUGAAGACAGUGAUGAUGAUUGGAAGGAGACCAGAGCAGCUAAGUCUGGUGGAAAUAAUAAUGUGAGUUGUAACACCAAGAAAAAAUCUUUUAGCUGCUCUGAGUGUGAUAAACAGUUUACCAACAAGCAGUCGCUUUCUAAACACAAGGCAUGUCAUUCAGGGAAAAGCUCUUCCAACUGUUCAGCUGAUGAGAAAUGUUUUAGAGUGGAGCAAAGUGGGAACUCAAAGAAAAAGGGACGGGAAGUAAAUGGCUGUAAAGAAUGUGGUAAAACAUUUGCAUGUAGUUCUCAUUUUAAGGUGCACCUGGCAGCUCAUAGAGGAGAGAAACUAUUUGGCUGCGAUAUUUGUGGUGCCAGAUUUAGUCAGCAUCCAACUCUGAAGGCACACAUGAUAGACCACACAGGAGAAAGACCGUUUGACUGUGACGUUUGUGGUGAAAGGUUUUGCCAAAAAGCAACCCUAAAGACACGCAUGACCAUUCACACAGGAGAGAAACCAUUCGGUUGUGAUACAUGCGGUAGAAAAUUUAGACGUAAGCCUGAUCUUACUGCACACAUGAGAGGCCACACCGGCGAGAAACCAUUUGGUUGUGGUGAUUGUGGUGCCAGAUUUUCUCGACAGGGAUCUCUGAACAGACACAUGACAAUCCACUCAGGAGCAAAGCCAUUCCGUUGUGCUGAUUGUGGUAGAAGAUUUAACGAAAGUACACAUCUUAUGCGCCACAAGAGAGUUCACACCAGAAAUAAGAAAAUAGAGAGACCGUUUGUUUGUGGUGAAUGUGGUCAAAGUUUUAAGCAAAAGCCACAUCUUGACAGACACAUUAGAGUUCACACAGGAGAGAAACCAUUUCAAUGUGAUGACUGUGGGGAAAAAAUUUAGAUGGCCACAAACUCUACUGAGUCACAUGAAGACGAUACACAAAAUAGAAACCGCAUAGUUGCAGGGCUUGUAGCGAACGAUUAAAAGCUUAAAGAUUAAAAGCUUAAAAGCAGCAAAUAUUCAUACAAAGCCCACUGUAGUGACUCUACAACCUGCUCUACUCUACAUCGUCCCUGCUGUUUAAUUUACCUGCAGUAGUCUGGACCCAACAUGAACCCUGCUGCUGUCUCUGAAUAAAAUGGGUUUUAUCAUGUGCUUAGUGUAGUACUCCUGCUUGUGCUUAUGUGAAGUUUAAUGGUGUAUUUUUGGUUGUGGAUGAUGAGUAACUGCUGUGAUCAUAGCUAAUGGGGAUCCUAAUGAAUAAGAAAUACAUUUUUGGGGCGUCCGUAUAGCUCAACGUGUUGAGUGGGCGACCCAUGUACAGGGGCUGGUCCCUGAUGCAGCUGGCCUGGGUUCGAUUCCCACUAGCGGCCCUUUGCUGCAUGUCUUCCCCAGACUCUUCUCCCCUGUUUCCUGUCUCUCUCUCACUGCGCCUAUCCAAUAAAGCCGAAAAAAAGGCCAAAAAAAAAGAAAUACAUUUUUGUUAUUGGUUAAGGCUGUUUAAAAGUCUAUAAACUGUUCAUAUCGCACUGUUUGUUGUUGAGAAUGUAAGUGCAACCUAAAAAAAUAAAUCAGUUCUGUUACACCAAUCAAGAGAUCAGCCUCAUUAAACAUACUGCACUGUCAAUUAGAAAUUCUUCAUAAUGAUUACAGUCAAAAAAUUAGCAUAGCAAUAGCCCAGAUUCUGGAGUUCUGAAUGACAGA
This is a messenger RNA of Amphiprion ocellaris (clown anemonefish), 2336 nucleotides long. Its product is annotated as gastrula zinc finger protein XlCGF8.2DB-like. The transcript is spliced from 3 exons. Bases 474 to 1532 code for a protein of 352 amino acids. Gene Ontology annotation, biological process: regulation of transcription by RNA polymerase II. The record is from RefSeq and is a predicted model, not a curated record. Gene Ontology annotation, molecular function: RNA polymerase II cis-regulatory region sequence-specific DNA binding; DNA-binding transcription factor activity, RNA polymerase II-specific. Lineage: Eukaryota; Metazoa; Chordata; Actinopteri; Pomacentridae. Gene Ontology annotation, cellular component: nucleus.